AAACUUGGGAAAGGGAGAGGGAAGGCCUGGAUGGAUCGAGGGAACUGAGAGGGCAGAGCAAAGCCUGAGCCAGAGAAAGAGGAGGUGGAGAAAAAGAUCCAGGACUGCUCUGGUCAAUUUGCAAAAAAGAAAAAAAAAAAGGGGGGGGGUUGUUCUGAAGAGAUCAGAAAAGUAUCCAAGGUUUCUUAAGGAACUGUUGCUCCGUGUUGCUGUUGCGGAAAUUAGGCAUGAAGAUGCCGUGGCUAAAGCUGCUCUUUUCCGUUUACGCUUCUUUCCUGUCCACGGAAGGUGCUGCCGUCAGUCGAGCGGAGGAGCAAGAAGCCCUGGAAUACCUCAUGAAGUUUGGCUACCUCCAGAAGCCCCUGGAACGGGUCACGAAUGACUUUACAACAGAAGAGAUUGCAGAUGCUUUGAGGUCCUUCCAGCUGGCAUCGGGGCUGCCUGCCACAGGCCAAGUGGAUGCAGCCACCUCAAUCCAGAUGCAGCAGCCCCGCUGUGGUGUCAAGGACCCCUUCAACGAGAAAACCUUCAAAUAUCAACUCCUGGGUCGCUGGCACAAGAAGCGUCUAACUUACCGGAUCUACAGCCACAGCAAGGACUUGGGGGCUGCAGCCACACGCACAGCCAUCCAGACAGCUUUCAAGUACUGGAGCGAUGUGGCACAGCUCACCUUCCAGGAGGUGCGGAUUGGCCGCGCUGACAUCCGCCUCUCCUUCCAUGGUUCCUCUACUUGGGGCUGCUCACGGCCCUUCGAUGGGCCUGGGUAUGUGUUGGCCCAUGCGGACAUCCCCGAAUUAGGCACAGUUCACUUUGAUUCCGAUGAAACCUGGACAGAGGGGACGCCACAAGGGGUCAACCUGCGGAUCAUUGCUGCCCACGAGAUUGGCCACGCGCUGGGACUAGGUCAUUCCCGGUACCCGGCCGCACUGAUGGCACCCACCUACAGCGGGUAUCAGAAACGCUUCCGCCUGCACCCGGAUGACGUCAAAGGCAUCCAGGCACUCUAUGGCAAAAGAACGACGUCCACAACCACAACAGUGACUUCCCCUGCUGUCACCACUCUCCCUGCCACCUCGUUGCGGCCUGGUAAAAUCCCUGACCCUUGUAAAGAUGGACUAGAUGCUAUUAUGCUGGGACCAUACGACAAGACCUACGCUUUCCGUGGCGAUUAUGUGUGGACAGUGACGGAUUUUGGUGCCAACCCACCUCUAAAGAUCCAAGCACUGUGGAAGGGCCUGCCCGGAUGGCUGGAUGCGGCUGUGCAUUCUCCCCGUACUGGGCGCACCUAUUUCUUAAAAGGUUCUAAGCUCUGGCGUUACCGAGGUUUCAAGCUGGAUCCAGGCUAUCCAAAGCCCCUGACCCGCAUCCCACCCAAGAUAGAUGCUGCUCUCUACUGGCCAGGAAAUAAGAAGCUCUUCUUUUUUAAGGGUACUGGCUACUGGCAAUGGGAUGAACUGGGCUUGAGCCAUUUCAGCACCUUUCCAAGGAAGAUCUCCAGCCUUUUUACAGGGGCCCCCUCUCACCUGGAUGCUGCAUUCACCUGGGAAAACGGCAAGAUUUACCUUUUCAAGGGGGAGAAAUACUGGCGGCUCAACGACCAGCUACGAGUGGAAAGAGGCUACCCACUGAGCACAGUCGAGCGUUGGAUGAACUGCUAACACUACCACAGGUGCCUCCGCACGCUCCCGGGGGACUCGGAACAAGGAUCAAUUACUCAAACUCAACGAGUAAGAAACGAGGAAUUUUUUAAAAGACCCAACAGCAACCCCUACAGGUGGCAUGUAGGAACAGCAACGCUGGAAACAAGUCAGAGGGAGACGUGGAGACCGAAAAUGAUCCUGGACUUUGCACUGACAUAAUAAACAUCUUUUUUAUUUUUAAUGUCAGGGUCUGUAAGCAUCCUAUUUCCUUUGGCAUCAGCAUGAACGGCGGCGGCAGGGGGUUGUCUGGUUUCAGGACAAAACAGGUGUGGGUGUGUGAUAGGGGAACCGGAAGCCAGAGAACAGAGAACUGUUUAAGGGUGAAGGCAAAGUGAUAGAAGCACCGUGACCUAAGAUGUGCAGUGCUUUUCUGACUGCAGCCUCUCAUCAAUUUGCAGGUUUUUGCAGCAAAACAUUAACGGUUCUUUUUCCUCCCCUUAUACAUAGUAAAAGGGCUAGGCGUUUUUAACGAAGGCUAAAAACUUCAACAGAAGGCACUGGGAGACUGCCAAGGGGACCAGGCGCUUGCAAAAUACACCCAACGCCCUUCCUGCCUAUGUUUUUGAUUACUAGUACAGAACCAGAAGGGAACUGCAGAUCGAGUCGCAUGGAAUGCAAUCAUAGGACCGUAUGGAUCUGGCCGUACGUGAAAUUGCCAGUGUGCAGGAUUUGGGAAUAUGUAACUAGGCAAUGUGUAUUUGCAACAAAAAGGUGUGAUCUUGUAAAUGUGUGUGUGGGGGGAGGGGGGGGUUAAGGUGAGGGGAAGGCAGAAUUUCACAGUCCUGGUUUUUGGCUACCUUUCUUUCCAUUCUGUCUUACUUAUGCAAGCUUCUAGCGCUGAAUGCUUCAAGGAUAAGCUGAAAAAAAUGUUUGGACAAUAUACCCAGUAACAUAGGGAUGGGCGUGAGCAAGGAACAGUUCUUCCCGUUGCUCAGUUUUGCUGUGACCUUUUGCUUGCCACGAGGAAGGCAAAUAUAGGAAUAUUUGCACAAUUAAUAUAAGUCUCCAAUUAUUCUUAGCACAGAGUUUUCCUUUAUUCUGCUGUUGAAUGUGUAUGUUUUAAAAAUGGAACUUAUAACUAGGCCCGAUCAAAUCUUGUGGUCACUUAGGAAUGAGCUAGUCGUCCUAGGUUGCUAUUAAGAGAAAUAAGUGGCACUUCCCAUAUGGAAACUGAUAUGGAAGUUCAUAUUAUACCUUGAGUAGAGUUCCACUGUGGUGCCUAAACCCUCCGCUUUGGUUGUAGAAAAGUAACUUCUUCAUUAAAGAGGAAGAAUGCUUCCUACACAGGGAGUUUUCUCUGCGUAGAGAUCUGGAUGACCCCACGUUUAGGGGGCGGUUCCUCACAGUGUUGUGUUCAUUCCAAGCACCCCUUAUGGGGCUCCCAGGGCUUCUGCCUUUGAACCAAAUUAAAGUAAGAUGUGCGUGGCAGGUGUGGUUGGAGUAAACUUUGGGUGCUCCACCUUUUCAGCCCUUGAAUUGGCCUUUUUCUGUCAACAGCGGAGCUGCAACAGAUUGUCAGACUGGGAGGGGGCACACUAGUGUGUUGGCACUUCUGUGCUAAUGCAGUGGAGGUGCAGGAACAGCGAUGACUGGCACGGAGUGUGCGGAUGCCGCUCCUUCCCUCCCCGCCCCCCAACUCAUUGCUGCUUCCACAGCGGGAGCGCCAAACAGUGCACAGACUAUUGCCCACAUCCUCAAGAGGAGGCCUGCAGUCCAGGAAGCUGUCGCCUGUACUUAGCUAAGAGUCUCAGUCUAUCUUGUGAAAAUCUUCAUAGCCUGCAGCUCCACAGCAGCCUUGCUGAAAAAACAGACUUACCAGUGACGAGAAGCUGCGUUUCAAGCAACAACCAGUCCCGGACAGCAGACCUACUGCUGGAGUUAAGCGUCCCAGCCAGCUGCUUCACUUGGCAGACUGGGAUACUUACAGCAGUCCUCUACUUUCCAGGUGCAAACCAUUCGUUCACAGAUACCAGAAACAGAAAUGGGGAAGGGGGAGACAGCUUGUCACUUUCCCAGGAAAGGAACUCUGUGCUGCGCACGUAUGCUCCAGAACCACAGCUUCUCCUUACGAUGCUCUCACUGUAUUAUGGGUGAAAACUUCCACCUAAGAGAUCGCUUGAGCUUGAAGGAGCAACAGCUCGUCUCACAACAGCCUUCCUCCAUCCAAGUUGGAAACAGUCUAGUUUGAAAGCGGUAGAGAUCUUCUGCAGUCUAGUGGCACCUGAGAAUCCAACAAGAUUUUCAGAGUGUAAGCUUCCGAGAGUCAAAACUCCCUUCUUCAGACAUGAGUAGGAACGUAGAAUCUCCUUGAGCCUUUAUAUGCCAGCCAAAGAUGGGUGGGAUGUUACAAGGAGAGGCAUCAGGAUGUAACUGUACAAUGCAGCUGAUUAUAUCAGAAAUUAACAUCUGUAGUGAGUCUUAAGUCUCUGUUCAGCCCCCGGGACGGGGGGCGAGGCAGGGGGGGCAUUG
Molecule: messenger RNA, 4169 nt
Organism: Eublepharis macularius
Lineage: Eukaryota; Metazoa; Chordata; Lepidosauria; Squamata; Eublepharidae
Gene: MMP19
Product: matrix metallopeptidase 19
Exons: 9
Coding region: 228-1658 (476 amino acids)
Biological process (GO): proteolysis; collagen catabolic process; extracellular matrix organization
Cellular component (GO): extracellular matrix
Molecular function (GO): zinc ion binding; metalloendopeptidase activity; peroxidase activity
Source: RefSeq, a predicted model, not a curated record